AUGACUGCGCCCCUCAUUGAUCACUCCCCUCACCACCCUUCGCCUUCGCCGCCCAUCCCUUCCGCCUCCAACCUGAUCCUAAUAGACAAUUACGACUCCUUUACCUGGAAUGUCUACCAAUACCUCGUUCUUGAGGGUGCCACCGUCACCGUCUUCCGCAAUGACGAGAUUACGCUGGAAGAAUUGAUUGCAAAGAAUCCGACGCAGCUAGUCAUAAGUCCCGGGCCGGGCCACCCAGAGAAGGAUGCAGGCGUGAGCAAUGAUGCGGUCAAGCACUUCAGCGGAAAGAUUCCCAUACUAGGAGUUUGCAUGGGGGAGCAAUGCAUCUACCACUCCUUCGGGGGGCGCGUUGACGUUACGGGCGAGAUUCUUCACGGCAAGACGUCGCCUCUUAGACACGAUGGGAAGGGCGUAUACGCGAACAUCCCUCAAGACCUACCUGUAACCAGGUACCACUCCCUCGCGGGAACACAUCCGACUCUCCCAGACUGCCUCGAAGUCACAUCUUGGAUCGCUUCCGGCCCUGACGGCGGAAAGGGGGUUAUAAUGGGAGUGCGCCACAAAGAAUACGUUAUUGAAGGGGUGCAGUUCCAUCCGGAGAGUAUCCUGACUGCCGAAGGAAGGGUCAUGCUGAAGAACUUCUUGCACAUGCAAGGCGGCACGUGGGCAGAAAACGAAAGACUCUCGAAAGAGGCGCAUUCAAAGGCCGUUUCCACGGCUGCCAGCGGCUCUGGCAAGAAGGAUAAGCAGACUUCAAUCCUUGAGAAGAUCUAUGAGCACCGGAAAGCUGCCGUUGCAGAGCAGAAGAAGAUCCCCUCUCAGCGCCCAAGUGACCUGCAAGCUGCGUAUGAUCUCAACCUUGCGCCUCCCCAGAUCUCAUUUCCGGAGAGGCUAAGGCAAUCGCCAUAUCGGCUUUCGCUCAUGGCUGAGAUCAAGCGUGCCUCUCCGUCGAAAGGCAUCAUUUCGUUAUCUACCUGCGCCCCGUCGCAGGCCAGGAUAUAUGCGAAAAGCGGCGCCAGCGUCAUCUCUGUCCUGACCGAGCCCGAGUGGUUCAAGGGCAGCAUUGAAGACCUCCGAGCUGUGCGCCAGAGCCUAGAAGGAAUGGUCAACCGCCCGGCAGUGCUGCGUAAAGAGUUCAUUUUCGACGAGUACCAGAUUCUUGAGGCUCGGUUGGCAGGCGCCGAUACUGUGCUGCUGAUUGUCAAGAUGUUGGAUGAAGCACUUCUGAAGAGGUUGUAUCUGUAUUCGCAGUCGCUGGGUAUGGAACCCCUGGUUGAGGUACAGAACGUGGACGAGAUGCGCAUUGCAGUCAACCUGGGCUCGAAGGUUAUCGGCGUCAACAACCGCAAUCUGGUCAACUUUGAAGUCGAUCUGGAAACUACCAGUCGCUUGAUGGAUAUGGUGCCGAAGGAAACCAUAGUCUGUGCCUUGAGCGGUAUUGCGGGCCCCAAGGACGUGGAGCCUUAUCUCAAGAGCGGUGUUGGUGCAGUUCUGGUCGGUGAAGCCCUGAUGCGGGCAUCUGAUACAGCGAAGUUCAUUUCCGAUCUGCUCGGGGGGUCAUCACCAUCAGCAACACCUGAAGCAAGCACGCGGCCUCUUGUCAAGAUCUGCGGAACACGAAGCCCUGAAGCCGCAAAGGCCGCCAUUGAGGCCGGAGCGGAUCUGAUAGGGAUUAUUCUCGCUGCCGGUCGGAGACGAACCGUGUCAAGAGAAACGGCGCUCGCCAUCUCCGAAGUCGUACAUCAGACGAAGCGCUCCACAUCUCAAACCACUCCAAUAUCCCUCUUAGCUACUGAUUUCUUCGAUCACGCCUCGUCUCACCAUGUCCUCUCUACGGAUCGCGCACUGUUGGUAGGAGUCUUCCAGAACCAACCUCUCGAGUACGUUCUGGAACAGCAAAGAGCCCUGGGUUUGGACCUCGUCCAACUGCACGGCAGAGAGCCGGUGGAGUGGGCAAAAUUGAUUCCUGUACCUGUCAUUAAGAGCUUCAGCCCCAAGGAUCGCGGUAUCGGCCUUCGCGGCUACCAUGCGCUCCCACUGCUGGACGCUGGCGCUGGUGGAACGGGGCAGCAGCUCGAUUUGUCGGAUGUCAAAGACGUUCUUUCGAAAGAUGACGGAGUCAAGAUUCUUCUUGCUGGAGGUCUGAAUCCGGAGAAUGUGCAGCAGGUACUUGGUGCGCUGGGAGAGUAUGGCAGUCGUGUGAAGGGUGUGGAUGUUAGUAGUGGAGUAGAGGAAGGAGGAGAGCAGAGUCUCGAGAAGAUCAAGGCGUUUGUGAAGGCAGUUAAGGGGGCAUAG
Westerdykella ornata is the source of this 2295-nucleotide messenger RNA. RefSeq names its product putative anthranilate synthase component 2. Lineage: Eukaryota; Fungi; Ascomycota; Dothideomycetes; Pleosporales; Sporormiaceae. Gene Ontology annotation, biological process: L-tryptophan biosynthetic process. Gene Ontology annotation, molecular function: phosphoribosylanthranilate isomerase activity; indole-3-glycerol-phosphate synthase activity; anthranilate synthase activity. Gene Ontology annotation, cellular component: cytosol. The transcript has 2 exons. The record is from RefSeq and is a predicted model, not a curated record. The coding region runs from base 1 to 2295 and encodes 764 amino acids.